Messenger RNA from Dama dama (fallow deer), 4691 nucleotides. RefSeq names its product suppressor of cancer cell invasion (gene SCAI). Gene Ontology annotation, cellular component: nucleus. Lineage: Eukaryota; Metazoa; Chordata; Mammalia; Artiodactyla; Cervidae. Gene Ontology annotation, molecular function: transcription corepressor activity. Bases 113 to 1933 code for a protein of 606 amino acids. The transcript has 18 exons. Gene Ontology annotation, biological process: DNA-templated transcription. The record is from RefSeq and is a predicted model, not a curated record.
AGGCGCGAGGCCCUCCGCCCGCCUCUCCGCCUACUCCAAACCUCCGCCGCCUCAGCUUCCCGAGCGAGCCCUGCGGCCGCCGGAGCAGCUCCCGCGGCGGAGCAGGAGCCGGAUGGUCAGAGGAGCCCGGCAGCCCCAGCAGCCGCGGAGUCGCCUGGCCCCCAGACUGACUGGCACAGUGGAGAAACCACCCCGAAAACGGAAAAGCAGAACUGAAUUUGCUCUUAAAGAAAUCAUGUCCUCUGGCGGUGCUGAAGAUGACAUCCCACAGGGAGAGAGGAAAACAGUGACAGAUUUUUGUUACCUUCUGGAUAAAUCUAAGCAACUGUUCAAUGGGUUGAGAGAUUUGCCACAAUAUGGACAGAAGCAGUGGCAGUCCUAUUUUGGAAGAACUUUUGAUGUUUACACCAAACUGUGGAAAUUCCAGCAGCAGCAUCGACAAGUCUUGGAUAAUCGGUAUGGCUUGAAGCGGUGGCAAAUAGGGGAAAUUGCUUCUAAGAUUGGGCAGCUAUACUACCAUUAUUACCUACGCACAUCUGAGACCAGCUAUCUGAAUGAGGCUUUCUCCUUCUAUUCUGCAAUCAGACAGAGAUCUUACUAUUCUCAAGUCAAUAAAGAGGACAGACCUGAGUUGGUAGUUAAGAAGCUACGAUACUAUGCAAGAUUUAUAGUAGUUUGUCUUCUUCUCAACAAAAUGGAUGUUGUGAAGGAUCUGGUAAAGGAACUGUCAGAUGAAAUUGAAGAUUAUACUCACCGCUUUAAUACUGAAGAUCAAGUGGAAUGGAACCUGGUACUUCAAGAAGUAGCAGCUUUCAUUGAGGCGGACCCUGUAAUGGUAUUAAAUGAUGAUAAUACCAUUGUUAUCACAUCUAAUCGCCUUGCUGAAACGGGAGCCCCAUUGCUGGAACAAGGCAUGAUUGUGGGACAGUUGUCUCUGGCUGAUGCACUCAUUAUUGGUAAUUGUAAUAACCAGGUUAAGUUCAGUGAACUAACUGUUGACAUGUUCCGGAUGUUACAAGCCCUGGAAAGGGAGCCAAUGAAUUUAGCUUCCCAGAUGAAUAAACCAGGAAUGCAGGAAUCAGCUGACAAGCCUACCAGGCGAGAAAACCCGCACAAGUAUCUGCUCUACAAACCAACCUUCAGCCAACUAUACACUUUCUUAGCAGCAUCUUUUAAGGAGCUGCCUGCCAAUAGUGUGCUUCUGAUUUACCUGUCAGCCACUGGCGUUUUCCCCACAGGUCGUUCUGAUAGUGAAGGUCCUUAUGAUUUUGGAGGGGUACUUACUAAUAGUAACCGAGAUAUUAUAAAUGGAGAUGCCAUCCACAAACGAAAUCAGUCCCACAAGGAAAUGCAUUGCCUCCAUCCUGGAGAUCUCUACCCCUUCACAAGGAAGCCGCUGUUCAUCAUUGUGGAUUCAUCCAACAGUGUUGCUUACAAGAAUUUCACAAACUUAUUUGGACAGCCGCUAGUCUGCUUGCUUUCUCCUACAGCCUAUCCAAAAGCUUUACAAGAUCAAUCUCAACGAGGUAGCCUGUUCACUCUCUUUUUGAACAAUCCUCUAAUGGCCUUCCUAUUUGUCUCUGGACUGUCAAGCAUGCGUAGAGGCCUAUGGGAAAAGUGUCAAGAAUAUCUUCGAAAAAUCAACCGCGACAUUGCCCAGCUACUGACCCAUUCACGUUCAAUAGAUCAGGCAUUUCUCCAGUUUUUUGGAGAUGAAUUUCUUCGCUUGCUUCUCACAAGAUUUAUCUUUUGUUCAGCCACCAUGAGGAUGCACAAGAUUUUUCGGGAAACACGGAAUUACCCAGAAUCAUAUCCACAACUGCCAAGGGAUGAAACAGUGGAGAACCCUCAUCUCCAGAAGCACAUUUUGGAAUUAGCAUCCAUUCUGGAUGUGCGAAACGUGUUCCUUGAGAAUACCAUAGACGAUUAUUAAAGCAAAAAUCCUCUUAUUGAAACACGUUUUCAUUUGCCACAAAUUUUAAAUGGUGCAGUUUUCUAAUGUGAUGACAGAUACAUAGUGGUGUUAUUUAGUUUUUAUUUUUCAAUUUAGGACCACCAUUUUAAAAACAAACUGAAAAAAAAGUUGUUCAAACUUUUAGGGUAACUUUUAAAAUACAGUCUUUCAGGUGUUUUAUUAAAACCUCGAUUAAUCUUGGAAUUUUUAUUUUUUGGUUUUGAGGUAUGGGUACUUACCUCUAACAUCUAAUCCUACACUCAAAUAGUUACUAUUCUCACCCUGAGAAGAGUAAAUCAUUUAUUUUUGUAUAAUGAGGAAAAUCCAACUCUUAUACUUGGACCUUAAAUGUGUGGAUUUAGAAAAUAUAUAAUUGUUCACAGAGGUGAAACUAGCCAGCAUGGACUACUCAAAAUCAAGAUCAUACCCCUUCCAUAAUAUUUCUUUUCAUUCCAAGUUAGUAUAGAUAGAAAAAUGUGUGAUUCUUUGAAGCAUAAUCAAGUUAUAGUUCUUGAAAGUAUUUAAUUUGUUUAAAUGCUGUCAAAAUUUCAGAAACCAUAAAGCAUUGAUUUGUAUCUGAAAAGCUAAAUCUUUAAUUGGGAUCUUUAGAUGAUAAAUAUCAUUUGGAAUGUGUGAGUCCUGUGCUAUCAUGAGAUAUAUUUGCAUACUUUGUUUUCUUUGUAGUUUUUGAAUGCUGGAAGUGAAAAGGAGGUGAAAAAGAGCAGCUUUUAAAUCUUUCCGUCAAAAAAUCAGAUUGUUGGUUUCAUGAUCCAGUGUUUCCAUAGGAAUUCCAUUUAAGCUCUUAUUAAUGAGAUCAAGUUUGAAGGCUAUAUAGAUUGAAGUUUGUGGCAUACAGUACAGAGUUGGUCAUCUUUUUGCCUGGUUCAGAUCGAUGAACCUUCAAAGUCAGAGAUGUUAUUAAUAUUAGUUGAGGGUAACUGAAUUUAUUGUUUAACCUAAAAUGGAAGUUGCUUUUGCAUUGACAAUUUGGAAGUGAGGUUUUUAGAAACUCCUUGUAUUCACUAUUUUCUAUUUCAUGCACAAGUUUUUUUUUUUAUUAUUUUAUAUAGGACUCAGUGUAUAAUAUUUAUAAAGAUUUUUGAGUUGUCUUCUUCUUUUUUAUCCCUUUCAAAAAAUUCACAGGCACUAGCUAUGAUUUCUUACCCCUCUUUUGACUCCACAGCUUUCAGAUUGAGAAAUCUAUGAAUCAAAAGCCCUUCUACCUAAUUUUCCAUACAGGCUCACAGUCUACCUCUGGCAGUCCCAGGGGAAAUGAGGUGUUUGCUGUUGGUGCCUCUUUCCUAUGUUCCUAGGGAAAUUUUACUGUAAUAUUUUAAACUUGAUUUUUAUUUCUGACAUAGAGAAUUAUUUGGAUCUAAGUUAUGCAUAUACCUGUUCCAAUUUGUUGAUUUUUCAUCUGAAGUCUUAAAGCGAUUGUUCUUGGGUUGGGCGGACUUUGUGGGUUUUUUAGUUAACUUUUUAAAAGUCAUUUUUGUUUGUUAUUUUAAACAUUAUUUCAGAAGUCUUUGGAAAAGCCCCAAAGAGAGAUUUUCUUUGCAAGUGGGUUUUCAUUGUCAGAUAAAGACUACUUUCCUUUUUUUUCCCCCAGUACCUUAGUAAACUUCAUAGCUUUCUUUACAUAACUGCUCACCUGGACGACAGCAAUAGAUUAUCCUUAGUUAUCUGACCUCUUGUUUCAAUUCCCCUGAAGUUCUGUGCCAGUAAUGUUCCUAACAACACAUAUUGUCCUGUUCUCUGAUGAUUAAUAUAAUAUUUAUCACCCUGAGCUUUAUCCUCACCUGAUUAACAUAAAAAACAGUGGUUUGAGAACUGGGAGAUCUGAGUUCUAAUCCUGGCUUUCCUGGUAACUAGCUGCUUGUCCUUUGACAAAUGUCUCCAUGUCUCUGCUUUUUAGCAUUCUUGCCUGUAAAACGAAGGCCUUGGCCCAAGAUUCAAUCCAGUUCUCUGUUUUCUAUAAUUUGAAUUCUUGGUUCUGAAAACCUGAUUUUCCCACCCUUGCCGCUUGGAAAGUUGGUUUCCCUUAUUUUGAUGUACACAGUAUUUCCUUUCCUAGAUCAUUUUUACCUAGUUUUUGUUCAAGAAAAUAUCUGGGUCUCACUUAUUUGUUGUAGAAAGUAGUUUAGAGACUUUCCGGAAAAAAUUAGAGGUUUUGUUAGUAGAAACACGUUUGUCUAAGAACAAGGGAUCUUAGAAAUCACAGUCAGUGUUUAGAUGAUGACAUUCCUCCUUAAGCUAAUAGUAGUGUAAUUCCUUACCAGUGGUUAAAAAUUUAAAGUGAACUGAUCUUGAGAGCAAAGCUAUACUAGAAAAUUCUAAACUAUUGUUUCAUUCAUGUGUAUUGAGCAACAACUGUUCUCCAGAUUUUAUCCUAGGCAUUAGUCUGACAGACCAAGUAGACUUAAACUUCCUUGUCUUCAUGGAACUUAUAUUCUAGUAGAAGAAAUCAGGCAAUAAAUAUAAUACAUAAUUUAUGUUAGAAAGUUUUAAACAGUAUGAAGAAAAUUUAAGAGUGUGCUAAGGAAAAUUUUUCCUUUGUUUUUAGAGAGAGAAUAAAGUUUCAAAGACCAAUCAGGGUAGGCCUUCUUGGAAGGGUUACAUUCGUGCAAACAUGUCAUAUUCCUUUGUCUUGUCUUUUUUUUUUUUUACUUUUUAUCAUGAAAAUUUGAAACAUGCACAGUGUUUAAUGAAUGCUCUUGGACCCAUUACCCAGCCUCUA